This is a messenger RNA of Xenopus laevis (African clawed frog), 1537 nucleotides long. RefSeq names its product olfactory receptor 5B12. The coding region runs from base 608 to 1537 and encodes 309 amino acids. The transcript has a single exon. Lineage: Eukaryota; Metazoa; Chordata; Amphibia; Anura; Pipidae. The record is from RefSeq and is a predicted model, not a curated record.
UAGGGUCCUGUAUUAGUGGUGUUGUAUUAUGGGGAUUGUAGUUAUGGUCAAGGAAGGAGGAGGAACAGAGGGUAAAAUGAGGUGGGACAAAAAAGAAGGGGCCGACCUUUUACCUUGAAGGUGAUGAUUGUGUUGUCACAGCAAUAUGGGGGGCAUGGGGGGCUGCACUAUGGGCAUCUUAAAAUGGAAAAAGAAGCUGGAAGGGGGUAGUUCAAGUGUGAGAGAUAGGCCUGGGGGCUAGGUCCAGAUAGGUGCCACAGUAUGAGGGUGUUCGGAACUAGCCUCAGGUUUGAAAAUGAAGUCAGGUUGUUACAUUACAUGUAGUUAUAUGCAGCCAACAAUGGUUUAUUUGUUUAUGUAUUGGUUUAUGAAUAUCAUUAAAGAUGGUUAAUAAUUUGUAUGUUGUGGGGUUGAUAUUCACAGUAACCUAUAAUAAAUGAAUCUGUGGCCUUUUCCAUUUAGAUUUACAGUAUUGGGGUCAGUGUCAGUAUUUGGGAAAGAAGAAAGGGGCAUAGGUAUUGAGGAUCCACAAGUCAUGUUAUUUUCCAUUUUAAUAUAUCCUAUUAGUGUCUGGACUAAUCAUUUUUACAGGUAAUGUCAACUUAAAAUGAAAAACCAAACAACAGUGAAUAUGUUGGUUCUCACUGGACUGUCUGAUCUUCCAAGUCUUCAGCUUCCUCUGUUCCUGGUGUUUCUCCUGAUCUACCUUAUGACAUUGACUGGGAAUCUUAUUAUCUUUUUCCUAAUUAUUAUUGAUUCCCAUCUCCACACCCCCAUGUACUUCUUCCUUGGAACCCUGGCAUAUCUGGAUAUGAGUAGCUCCUCAGUCACUCUCCCAAGAAUGCUCUUUGAUUUAUUCACACAUAAAAGGGUCAUUUUAGUGAGCGCUUGUAUAACUCAGAUCUACUUCUUCUUCUUUUUCUUUACAUCAGAGGUGUCUCUGCUGUCAGUGAUGUCCUGUGACAGAUACAUUGCCAUCUGCCGUCCUCUUCACUACAUGCAAAUAAUGAGCUGGAAAGUUUGUGUUUGGCUUCUAUUAUUGAUUAGUUGUUUUAGUGCAUUAAAUUCCUUGUUGCACACUGUUUUUUUGAGCAAAAUUAAAUUUUGCAGGUCAAAUGCUUUGCAAAAUUUCUUUUGUGAUCUGCCCCAGUUUCUUCAGAUCUCCUGUAGUGACACAUUCAUCAAUGUGUUGCUUAUAUUUCUCUCUGGGAUUUUGUUUGGCGUAGGCCCUUUAGGAGUCACCUUUUACACGUACUUCACAAUUAUCUCUACUGUACUGAAAAUCCCAUCAAAUCAGGUGAGAUCCAAAACUUUCUCCACCUGCUCCUCUCAUCUAACUGUGGUCUUUAUAUUUUACACUACUGUUUUCUUCAACUACUUUCGCUCAUAUGCAAAUGAUCAUUAUGCUGAGGACAAAGUGGCUUCUGUAUUUUAUGCAGUAUUAACCCCCUUUUUAAAUCCUCUGAUCUACAGUUUAAGGAACCAGGAACUCAAAUCAUCCCUAAAAAGAGCAUUGCAAAGACUUCAUAUUUUUUAA